AUGUCGAAAACACACCAAUCACUCUCCAGCAUCCCAUCCUCCUUUAUCCUCCUCUGCAUCCUCAUCUCCCUGCCCUUCCAAGUAAUUUCACAAUCCACCGAGCAGUCGAUCCUCCUCAAGCUCAAAGACCAAUGGGGCAAUCCGCCGUCCAUCCAUUCCUGGAACUCCUCAUCCUCACCGUGCGAUUGGCCAGAAGUCAACUGCACCAACGGCGCGGUCACCGGACUUUUCCUCAGCCAAAAAAACAUCACGGAGAAAAUUCCAGCGACCAUUUGCUACCUGUCGAGCCUCGCUGAGCUCGACCUCGCAUGGAAUUUCAUUCCAGGCGAGUUCCCCGACUCUCUCUAUAACUGCUCGAAGCUCCAAGUCCUCGACCUCUCACAAAAUUACUUUGUGGGCCGAAUUCCAAACGACAUCGACAGGAUGUCGUCUCUCCGAUACUUGGACCUUGGCGGGAACAACUUCUCCGGCGAUAUUCCGGCGGAAAUUGGCCGGCUGCCGGUGCUACAGACCCUCCGGCUUUAUCAAAACUUUUUCAACGGCAGUGUUCCGAGUGAGAUUGGGAACCUGUCGAAUCUCGAGAUAUUUGACAUGCCUUUUAAUGGAAAUUUGGUGCCUGCCCAAAUCCCAGCAGACUUUGGAAAGUUGAAGAAGCUCAAGCGUUUAUGGAUGAAGCAGACGAAUUUGAUUGGUGAGAUUCCAGAAAGUUUUUCUGGUCUUCUGAGCCUCGAGACAUUGGAUCUUGCAAGAAACAAUUUGGAAGGAAAAAUUCCUGGUGGGUUGUUUUUGUUGAAGAAUUUGAGCGAGUUGUUUCUUUUUCAUAAUAAAUUGUCAGGGGAGAUACCAAGUACUGUGGAGGCUUUGAAUUUGGUUCAAAUUGAUCUCUCUAUGAACAAUUUGAGUGGUUUGAUCCCACAAGAUUUUGGCAAGUUGAAGAAUCUGACUAUUCUGAACCUGUUUUCGAAUCAAUUAACGGGUGGGAUACCAGAGAGUUUAGGCUUAAUUCCGGAGCUGAAGAACUUUCGGGUUUUUAUGAACCAGUUGAAUGGGACUUUGCCACCGGAACUAGGCCUUCACUCCGAGCUCGAAGCAUUUGAGGUCUCGGAGAAUCAGCUGAGUGGUUCACUACCGGAACAUCUAUGCAGCAGUGGCCUUUUGCAAGGAGCUAUUGCAUUCUCUAACAAUCUCAGUGGAGAGUUGCCUAAAGGGCUUGGAAAUUGUGGUUCUUUGCGGACACUUCAGGUCUACAACAACAAUUUUUCGGGGGAGGUACCUCAGGGACUUUGGACUGGACUAAAUCUGUCCAGUUUGAUGUUGAGUAACAAUUUGUUUUCUGGUCAGCUUCCCAGCAGCAAUCUGGCUUUGAAUCUAUCUAGGCUGGAAAUUAGCAACAACAGAUUUUCUGGUGAAAUCCCAUUUCAAGUCUCUUCUUGGGAAAGUUUGGUUGUUUUUAAGGCUAGUGGGAAUUUGUUUUCUGGGAAAAUCCCAAUAGAGUUGACCAGCCUUUCUCAGUUAAAUACUCUGUUACUCGAUGGCAAUCGACUUUCAGGGGAAUUACCAUCGCGGAUCAUCUCAUGGGGGUCCCUGGAUACUUUGAAUCUCUCAAGAAAUGAGCUUUCAGGCCACAUUCCAGCAGCUAUUGGUUCUUUGCCUGACCUGCUUUACUUGGACCUGUCAGGAAACCAAUUCUCAGGUGAAAUCCCAGCUGAGUUUGGCCACUUGAGGCUCAAUUCCCUCAACUUGUCUUCCAACAAGCUUUCUGGGAAAAUCCCAGAUGUGUUUGCUAACCGUGCAUAUGAAGACAGUUUCUUGAAUAAUUCCAAUCUAUGCGCCGGUACCCCAAUUCUAAAUCUUCCCAGAUGUUACACCAACAUCAGUGACUCUCACAAGCUGUCCUCUAAAGUCCUUGCCAUGAUUUUAGUGCUUUCUAUUGCUGUGUCUCUAGUUACUGUUUUAUUGACCUUUUUUAUAGUCAGAGACUACCAGAGGAGAAAGCGCGGUCAAGACUUGGCAACAUGGAAGCUCACCUCAUUCCACCACAGAUUGGAUUUUACAGAGUUCAUUGUGUUGGCCAAUUUGACAGAUAACAAUCUCAUUGGAAGUGGAGGGUCGGGGAAAGUUUAUCAGGUUAGUACUAACUGCCCGGGUGAAUUCGUGGCUGUGAAAAGGAUUUGGAAUACCAGCAAAUUGGAUGAGAGGCUCGAGAAAGAAUUCAUUGCUGAGGUUGAGAUACUGGGCACAAUCCGGCAUUCGAACAUUGUUAAGUUGCUGUGCUGCAUUUCCAGCGAGAAUUCGAAGCUUCUUGUAUACGAAUACAUGGUGAAUCAGAGCCUGGAUAAGUGGCUACAUGGAAAGAAGAGAAGGUUAGCAUCAGGCAUGGGAGUGGUUCACCAUGUUGUUUUGGACUGGCCAACCAGGUUGCAGAUUGCCAUAGGGGCUGCUCAAGGCUUGUGCUACAUGCACCAUGACUGCUCUCCACCAAUAAUUCAUAGAGAUGUGAAGUCCAGCAAUAUCUUGUUGGAUUCUGAAUUCAAGGCUCGUAUAGCAGAUUUUGGGUUGGCCAAGAUUUUGGAAAAGGAUGGAGAUCUCACAAUGUCUGCUAUUGCAGGCUCCUUUGGCUACAUGGCACCAGAGUACGCUUACACAACGAAAAUCAACGAAAAGAUCGACGUUUACAGCUUUGGUGUUGUGCUCUUAGAACUAACAACCGGGAGAGAACCCAACAGUGGGGAUGAACAUACGAGCCUAGCAGAAUGGGCAUGGCGGGUAUAUAGCGAAGGAAAGACCAUCACCGAUACCCUUGAUGAGGAGAUAAUGAAACCGUGCUACUUGGAAGAGAUGGCUACUGUGCUGAAACUAGGGCUCAUUUGUACUAGUACAUUACCUUCAACUCGGCCUUCCAUGAAGGAAGUUCUGCACAUUCUUCGUGGGUAUGGUCCCUCAGAAGGCUUUGAAGUGAAGAAGAUGGGAAGUGACUUUGAUGUUUCUCCCCUCCUUAGCAGUGCCACCUACCUUUCCAGUUACAAACGCAGUAAAAAGGUGGACGAUAGCUUAGUUUACAGUGUGUGA
Molecule: messenger RNA, 3069 nt
Organism: Prunus armeniaca (apricot)
Lineage: Eukaryota; Viridiplantae; Streptophyta; Magnoliopsida; Rosales; Rosaceae
Source: the annotation of a GenBank genome assembly